AUGUCCAACCAACCCGUACACAUCAUCUCAGACACGGGAUCUGAAUCCGAAUCUGAUGGCGGCAUGCAACUCGACAGCAUGCAACUCGAGGACCUGUACGGCAGCCUCGAUGGUACACCAAUGCCAAUGUCCGACACCAGACUUCUAAACGUGGACGGUACACUAAUGCCCCGCCCUCGACCAGAAGAUGAAUUCUGGGGCUUGAACACAUCAAAUGGAUCAGACGAAAGAAGAUACCACGCCAACGCCCAAAACCCCCUCACAACACCAUACAACAGCACCGACCCAAACCGCCAAUCAGCAUCCCAAACCGCCUUUGAAAAAGACGUCCGCACACGCUCACAUCUCCGCGACGAAAAACACGCCGCGCUAGCCGUCCUCAUGGACAGUGAGUUAUUGGUUACAUACGCGCUUGCCUCUCGCGAAACAAUCCCCCAAACCCGCCGCCGCUUCCUGGCAAAAUAUCUCGCCCCCAACGACCCCGAAAAAGCAGAAGAACUCUACGACCCGCGGUUCUAUAUCGCGCCCAAUGGGAAGGGCAGCGAAGGGGGGCUGAUUCGUGGUCGGUAUCGGGAGGUUAUUGGGGAUAUUAAUGAUCAUAAUUGGCAUAAGCCGGCGCAGUUGAGGGAGUUGGAUGCGAAGAAGGGGAGAGGUGGGGGGGUUGCGUUCCCUUGGGGUUUCGGGGUCUUCUUCUGGGGCGGAUUCGCCGAGGGGGGUUUCUGGGGUUGGUGGGGAGGGAACAGCUGGAGGGACUUCGUUAGUUGGGAGGGGGUUGGGGAGGGGGUUGGGGAGGAGGUUGGGUCAGGUUGA
Messenger RNA from Penicillium verrucosum, 810 nucleotides. RefSeq lists its product as uncharacterized. The record is from RefSeq and is a predicted model, not a curated record. The transcript is spliced from 3 exons. The coding region runs from base 1 to 810 and encodes 269 amino acids. NCBI's taxonomy places the organism in Eukaryota, Fungi, Ascomycota, Eurotiomycetes, Eurotiales, Aspergillaceae.